UGCCGCGCGCUCCUUCCCUCUCACGCCCAUUGUACUUUUCACGGGCAGGUCCCGUUCUCGCUGGUCGACCCUAUCUAUGCUCGCCGCCUUCCUCAUUGCUCUUGCUACUCUUGAUGCUGCGCUGGCCGCCCCCGUCCCCGACUCGCCCUUCGUCUUCGCCCCGGGAGCGCCUUCACCGUCCCCACCUGUCGCCUCCGAUGCUGCUGGUCAGCCUUUCGUGCUUCCACCCCCGCCGCCUCCGCCUCCGCCUUCGUCGCCAACAGUGGAAGCUCCUGCACCGACCUCCUGGACUGCACCUGCGCAGAUGACCGAUCUCUCGGCCUUCAAUAUCACCCACUUCGCCGCCGGCUCUGCCAACGUUCGCGUCGCCACCCUCCCGCCGCUCUCUGCGCCUGCGGCCUCGUCAACCCCCGAUGUCGACGACGACGACGACGGCUUCUCCCUCCUCUCCUCAGACGACUCCUCGAACUCCACCUCACCAGACUUGACCGACUCCUCUCGCACCGCCCUCCAACUCCUCUACCCCGCCGACUCCAUCAACCCCGCCGCGCGCCCUCUCGGAGGGGCCGAAUUCUACGCCGCCCCGCUCGAUCUCAGCAACGCGUCCUCCGUCACCCUCACCUACUCCGUCUUCUUCCCCUCCACCUUCGACUGGGUCCUCGGCGGCAAGCUCCCGGGCCUCUACGGCGGCCGCGACGGCUGCUCGGGCGGCGAUCCCGCCGAGGACUGCUUCAGCACGCGACUCAUGUGGCGGAAGGGAGGGGUGGGGGAGUUGUAUCUGUAUGCCCCCAAAGACAAACAACCCGCCGCGCUCUGCGCCGACCCGCACUCCGUCUGCGACGCCGCCUACGGCCUCUCCAUCGGCCGCGGCGCCUUCCGCUUCCCCGCCGGGCAGUGGACGACCGUCUCGCAAACGGUCGCGCUCAACACACCCGGGAAGGCCGAUGGCGGGUUCGCGCUCGAUGUGAAUGGCGUACGUGUGGUGCAGAGGAGCGAUGUGUAUUAUAGGGGCACGGGGAUCAGGGCGGCUGCGGUGCCGGAUGUGGCGGGGACGACCGCGACGACGACGAAGAAGCCCAAGGCAACAUCGAAGAAAGCGAAGCCGACCUCGACGAAGCAUAAGCCGACGCCGACCGCGGCACCCGUGGACGAUCCUGAUGAUGGCGGAUUGUUAGGUAUUCUCGGGCAGCAGGAGGGCGAUGGGGAUGCGCCGGUUGGCUUCGUCUCUGAGAGCGCGGUUGACUCCGUCUCUGGGGGUACUUCUGCGAUCGUUAGCGAUGCAAACAGUGCGCAAGCCAGCGACACAUACGGCGCACAAAACCUUCUUGGCGGCGCCGACGACGACGGCGAGGGCGACUCGCUUCCGUGGGGAACUGACGACGACGAUCUGCUCGCGAGUCUUGGGACGAACGUGGCGAUUCCGAUCAGUACGACGGUGGUCUCCUCGCCCACGAGAACGGAAGUCCCAGGAGAGCCAUCGGGGAUGUACGGUCCAGGGGAGCCAUCGGGCACGUACAGUCCAGGCGAAGAAGGGCAGCAGACGGGCGCGGCUGCUGGUGCAUUGAUGGGUACGGCGGGCGCGCAAGUGCCUUGGGGGGUGUCUACGUCUGGGACGCCCUUGAUUACAUCGGCGCCCUCGCCAACGAUAACCAGUGUAGAGUCGGUAGCACCAACGACGACCACUGACGACGGCCUCGGCUUCCUCGGCUUGCAAGCCGGUGCGCAGGACGGCGAGGAUGGUCCUGAUGACGAAGGCCAAGCUUCGCCGCAUCUGGCGCGCUUUAGGGGGUUGUUCUUUAGCACUUUCUUUGGCGGGCACGAGGAAGAGUGGGCAACGCCGGUCGACCAGUAUGUACUCUUUCGGGACUUCGCCAUGGUGAAAAACGCUUGAGCGCGAGGCCAUCUGUAAUGCAAUAUACUGUGCUUUCUUCCGCGCUGCGGUCUGC
This is a messenger RNA of Schizophyllum commune H4-8, 1946 nucleotides long. RefSeq lists its product as uncharacterized. NCBI's taxonomy places the organism in Eukaryota, Fungi, Basidiomycota, Agaricomycetes, Agaricales, Schizophyllaceae. The transcript is spliced from 3 exons. Bases 77 to 1891 code for a protein of 604 amino acids. The record is from RefSeq and is a predicted model, not a curated record.